AUGGAGAGAAAAGGUGGCGGAGCAGAGAACUCUGGAGCUGAAAGCAGCAUGGUGGGCCAAUAUCUACUGACAUUCCUUCUCUUCUUUGCUCCGGCCUCAGGCGACCGACUUAAGCAUUGCUCAGAGUUUCUCUGUUUCAACCCACACUCUCCUCAGCUGAGGAUUCUCAGGCUUUUCUCUGCGCAUGGUCUCUGCGGUUUCCACAUAGACCUCCCUUCACCAGGCCUCCACACCAAGCAAGACUCUUUAGGCUUCCCUUCACCUCCUCAUGCCCUUUGUCCCAUGGCUUGGAGCCCGGAGGGUCCCUCUUGGUUCCCCAUCGGCCCCACAGUGAUGAUUGUCCCAGGCAGGAGGCCGGCCAGGCUGCAGCCCAGCUGGGUGAGGCAAAUGGCUGACAAGCUGCUGAAGGCGGGGCUGGUUAACGUCCUGGUAGCUGAUUGGCUGCUACCUCCUCAUGAUGACAUCACUGAGGGGGCUAGGCAGGUGGGCGAGAGGCUGGCACAGGCCAUCCAGACCCUAGUGAAUCAGCACGGCUUCUCUCCAGAGCUCUUCCACCUGGUGGGAUUUGGUGUUGGGGCUCAUGUUGCGGGCAUCGCUGGGGCUUGUCUGGAGGGAGCUGUUGGCAGAAUCACAGGCCUGGAUCCGUUCUCACCGCAGUUCUCUGAAGCAGAUAGCCGCUUGUCUCUGGACUACACCGAUGCUCAGUACGUGGACGUCAUUCACACCAACUUCAAUGCUAAUGAGCCAAUAGCUGCUCUGGGGGUUUCCAGACCACUGGGUCAUGUUGAUUUCUAUGUCGGCAGAGGACAUCUGCUCCCCGGCUGUCCUCAUGCUCUUAUGAAAAGGGAGCGGUAUAUUCUCUGCAGUCACCAGUGGGCCUACAGGCUGUUCACCAGUUCCAUCGGCUCCUCCUGCCCCAUAACAGCCUUCCCCUGCUUGGGUGUAGAGGACUACCAGAAGGCUCUCUGUACCAGCUGUCACCACCCCGGCCUCAACACCUGUCCUUUGCUGGGCUAUGACAUCAGCUGGCUGCCUCCAGAUCGACCAAUCGGCUUUCAGCCUGUGACCGCUGUCCUGGGCAUUGCAGUGAAGGAACCAUUCUGUGUGUCUCCCUUCCUGUUGGAGGUGCACCUGGUGGGGAACGUCUCGUUAAACGCCCAGUUGUUCGUUCAGUUGAAAGGAGGCGUCGGGAAAACCCCGGUCAUGUUGGUGUCUGGUCCGUCCCCAAUGCAGUUCGACCCACACCAGACAUACCAGUUCAUGGUGUCCAUUGACCACCGUGUGAAGGAAUUCAGAAUCCUGUCACUAGAGUUCAACUCUCAACGUCUCCUGUACCUCCAAUGGAGGAAAAUAAGUAUUCAGAUCAGCCAUCUUGUGCUCACGCAGCUACCAAGACACAAGGGGCUAGUAGUCUACAGCAGUAGGUCUCUGACAGCAGUGGAGAACCAGAGAAUGGAGGUGCCUCUCCAGAAGGAGCCCACCAGGGAAGAGUGAAGAUGGGGCUCUGUGUCCACCAGGGAGAGGUGAAGAUGGGGCUCUGUGUCCACCAGGGAGGGGUGAAGAUGGGGCUCUGUGUCCACCAGGGAGAGGUGAAGAUGGGGCUCUGUGUCCACCAGGGAGGGGUGAAGAUGGGGCUCUGUGUCCACCAGGGAGGGUUGAAAAUUAGGUGAAUUAAGGGACAUCAUAUGCUUGGUAAACAGAAAAUAAACAUCUACCGAGAUAUGUCUUGAAAUACGUUGUUUAUUAAAAUGCCUUUGAAUAAACACCAACCUAAUAACGGUAUCUGAUUAAUAUUACAAAUGCUAAAAAAGUUGAAUACAUUUGUAUUGUGUAAUGUUUCCUUGUAAUGGGAUCCACAAGCCUUAGCUAGUUCAUUGGCCUAUCACACCACCCCGUCCACCAAUAAGCACUGCUCCUAGACUGUCACCUGACCAUAAGACACAGAUAUUGAGGCCCUCAGGUCCUGUCUGACUGAACCCUAGAACAGCCAUGAGUGAGCUCGGUAACUGAACAUGGGGAGACCAUCGGUGCCUUUCUUCUCUGUUCCAGGAUCUCCCAAACG
This is a messenger RNA of Esox lucius (northern pike), 2062 nucleotides long. Its product is annotated as lipase member I. The coding region runs from base 1 to 1494 and encodes 497 amino acids. The record is from RefSeq and is a predicted model, not a curated record. Lineage: Eukaryota; Metazoa; Chordata; Actinopteri; Esociformes; Esocidae. Gene Ontology annotation, molecular function: lipase activity. The transcript has 10 exons.